AUGUGCUUUGUAACGUUUUUUUAUGUUGCACGACAGGAAGUGUCGAUUUGCAUCCUCGAUGCAUUGAACACUACGCUGCAGAAAUAUAACACUAUCACGGUGCUUAAAUUACCCAGUUGUCAGAUAAAUGCCUAUGGUAUCCUGCAGAUAACACAGAUGCUGACGGAAUUUGAAUGUUUGAACGAUUUGAAUUUAGAUGACAAUCCGAAUCCGCAGGAAAAUUAUUAUCUGCUUUGUGCACCGGCAAAAAAUUUACGCUAUCUGUCACUGAGGAUGUGUAAAUUAUCCGAUAACGGUAUACAAAAGAUCGCAAACGAGUUGAAGUAUCGAGACCCACCAAACGACCCAAAAUUGAUCGCUCUCAAUGUGGCGGAUAACAACAUUACGGACAUUGGUGCCGAGUAUAUCGCUGAGAUGCUUCGAACUAAUCGAUCUUUGCAGAGCGUGGUGUUAACCGGAAACGAGAUACAAGACGACGGAGCUUCACUGAUAAUUCAGGAACUUGUCAUGUCCACUUUGACUCACGAAGAAAUUGUCGGCCUCAGACGUCGCAGAUUUAUCGAGCUGGAGGGCAAGUUGGACAGUCGAGAUACUCAAGAAAGGGAGCAACGGAGAGAAAAUGGAACAUGGCAAUACCAAAAUCUACUUCAAAAUUCUAUAAAAAGUAUAUUUAGUGCUUCCCUGCAAUUUGUUUUAAAAUUCGUUUCAUGA
This is a messenger RNA of Trachymyrmex cornetzi, 711 nucleotides long. RefSeq names its product leucine-rich repeat-containing protein 71-like. Bases 1 to 711 code for a protein of 236 amino acids. NCBI's taxonomy places the organism in Eukaryota, Metazoa, Arthropoda, Insecta, Hymenoptera, Formicidae. The record is from RefSeq and is a predicted model, not a curated record. The transcript has 6 exons. Gene Ontology annotation, molecular function: protein binding.